Molecule: messenger RNA, 965 nt
Organism: Hyalella azteca
Lineage: Eukaryota; Metazoa; Arthropoda; Malacostraca; Amphipoda; Hyalellidae
Product: luciferin 4-monooxygenase
Molecular function (GO): CoA-ligase activity
Source: RefSeq, a predicted model, not a curated record
AUGACCUACGGGGAGUACGGGGACCACCUCUUGCGGUGGGGAGGAUACCUGCAGCGUCAAGGGCUGGUGAAGGGUUGCGUGGUAGCGGUGCUUAGCCCCAACACCAUCGACCUGAACCCCCUUGCGUAUGGCACGAUGCUUGUCGGCUGCGUCUACACCGGCAUCAAACCCCGAAAAAAAGUUCCUCUGACAUCUUUGGCCCAGAAGGCCCUGGAGUUGGCCCAACUGAGUAUUCCUUUAGUUUGCAUCGGGCCGGCGGGACCAGAUUCCUUGGCCCGGGCCGAAGAAAUUAUGAUGUCUUCAGAAAUCGCUUUCGCUGAACCCGCGCAGCUGUCGGGGGAAGAGGUGGUGGCCGUGGUGUACUCCAGCGGGACAUCAGGACCUCCUAAGGGCGUCUGCGUCACCCAUAACGCGGCCAUCGCAUCGCUGGACAUGAUGAAGCAUCCCAUGUUCUACAUCCCCGUCAUUGCCAGAGACCAAGAAGACGUGAGCAUAACUCAGCUGUUCCCGCUGUUCCAUGUCGCGGGCCUGAUCGCCGUGGGGGCGUUGGGGCUCCGCCAGGGCUUCCGGUUGGUCAAUUUCAUGCGGUUCGACCCCAGGACAUUCCUGGACAACAUCUUCACGUACAAGGUGAAUGGUGUGCAUUUACUACCAUCUUUGAUGAACUUCGCCCUGACACAAGAAAAAUUCAACCCCGAGAACUGCCGACACAUCGACGCCAUCUUGACGGGUGCCGCCCCUGUGCCUCAGUCGUCGGCUGAGGCCGUCAUGAGGAGGGUGGGGCCACAGGCACGACUGUUCCAUGGUUACGGCAUGACGGAGAUGUUGUUCGUGUCACAAGACCCCGUAUACGAGACUCGUUACGGGUCUACGGGGCUGCUUUUCCCCGGUCUCGAGGCUAAGGUCCGGCAUGUGGAGACCGGCGAGACCCUCGCCCCUGGAGACCGAGGGGAGCUUUGCCUCAG